CUCCAAUCGCAAUAACGCAAAGUAUUAUUACCCGCGAACCAAUGAGUCAAAUUUAAGAAACAACCCACUGUUAGAAAGCUGAAUGGCUACGCUUUAAAAUGAAUGUGAACUUUAACGUUUUCGUCUAUUAUUUGUUUAGCAAUUUACAUUUCAGUCGAGGAUUGCGCUUUUUUUGAUACACCCUGUAUAUAAGGGAGGAGUCUUGCGCAAUACCCUUACAAUGAUUAUGCGCCAUACAACUAAAAUAUUGUGGCAUGCAGGCUGGUUGAUAUAUAGUCACAGUUUUUCCUCCUGACUCAUGGAGGAAUCCUUGGUUGUAAUAUGAAUGUUAUUUAUUUUUAGGGAAGUGAUGACUCGAUCGUUUCCUGAAUUUUAUGAUUAUUACAUUUCCGUUGCGAAAGAGAAAUCCUUUUUAAGUGGAAAACAGAUGCAGGUAGCAUAAACUAAUAUUUGUGUAGGAUUUAUUAUUUCUUCAUAUUUUACAAGAAUUACAGGCGGUGGCCAAAAAAAAGUCCCCCCCCCCCCAUGUAAAAUGACAUUCCUGGUUCCUUGUCAUUGCAUGCGAGGAAAGUGUUAAUAAAAGUUAUGUUUUUCUACUUACUUGUGCAGCUUUGAGUAUUAGUGGAUGAAACUGGUGAUUUUAAGUCACUGGUUAGAAGACUACAUGCAUUCAGAAAGUUUUUAAAUCUAGAUCCAAGAUGGCGAUUUUGAACAAGAAAUUUGCCAACAUUGUUUACUUCUUCGCUUAAUUUAAAAAAUGUUUAAUAUCCGGAAUUUACUGAGAAAAAUGAGUCCAAAUCUGAAACUAUGUAAAGCCCACUAGUUAUUAUAAUUAUUUCAUGUGCGUAGUAGUGUCUUGAGGAUACUGAAUGGCCAGAAUGUAGUUCUCAGGUAAGUAUUUGUUAUGAUAAAAAGGUCCGCUUACAUAGCUUCAAUUACUGUAAGUAUAACCGUCCAAUUGUGGAGUUAUUGUAACAUUUCAGUAGACCAUUUCCACACAGUUCUAUGCAAAUGUUGUUGUUUUUAAGCUAACUGGGUCUAUAAGCCAAGAGUAACAAUAGUUUGAUUUCUGCCUCCUUAAUGCACGAAUCUAUAAAAAAGUUCCAUCACAUGCACGUGUAAAAAUCUAUAAUAACUAGCUGUGUCACAUCAAUCUGACCCUGCAGAUUUACAGAAACCCUCACCCAGUUUAUUUCUGGACAAGCUAUGAAAAGUGAAAACACUCACUAUACAAAUUAUUUAACAAUGUUUGAUGAAUUUCUGGCACCAAAUUAAUGCGCCAUUUUGAAUCUAGAUAAAAAGCUCUCUAAACGCAUGUAAUCUUCUAACCAAUGACUUAAAAUCACCAGUUUGAUCGACUAAUACUCAAAGCUGCACAAGUAAGUAGAAAAACAUAACUUUUAUUAACACAUUCCUCAUAUGCGAUGACAAAGAACCAGGUAUGUCAUUUUACAUGGGGGGGGGGGGCACUUUUUUACCACCCCCUGUAUUUGUAAUUACAAUGUAGAUAUUGUUCGCAAUAAUGUGCAUCAUCAUACUGUGGUUGCCGGUCAGAGGUUUAUUUUCAUUGUGUAUACAUGAUUAGAAAUAGCGAUAGGAAAUGUACCAGGUCCUAUGGCUGAAAGCAGCAAUAGCCUCGCUAUCAUGUAAUGAUAUCUACUUAAUAUGCACUUAUAUAUAUUUACAAGAAAGUUUUGGCAACUAGGCUGUUGCAGUGUUCCUGCCAAAACGUUCAAGUAAAUAUAACUGCAUGUAAAUUUUCGUUAUUAUAAUGCCAAAGUUAAUAAAUUAAAAUAAAUAAUCAACCAAUCAGAGCGCACAUGACAAAUUUUGAACAAAACCAAUUAGAGAACUUCUGUGUGUAAUUGUGCAAUCAGAAUACAGAGUCCGAAUCUGACUUUAGUUUAAAGGCACUGUUCAGCCUUUUGAAUGAUGGUUUUUAAGGCGCAUUUCAGCCCUUUUAAUUGAAAAAACUAACUAGGAAAAUCAAUUAAGCAUAAUUCAAGAUCAGGAAACUUGAUGUUUUUAACAUUUUAAAACAUUUUUAAUUUUUUAUUGUCAAAAACAUUGAGUUUACUGAUCUUGAAUUAUGCAUAAUUGAUUUUCCUAGUUAGUUUUUUUUCAAUUAAAAGGACUGAAAUGCGCCUUAAAAACCAUCAUUCAAAAGGCUAAACUGGCCUUUAAACCGAUUGGCGCGGUGCGAUCAAUCAAUUGCCGCUUUCAACCACAGGUUUAUUUUCCAUUGACCAAUAAAAACAAACUUCAAGUGAUUUCAUUCAAACAUGAUAUUCAGUUACAAUUACAAAGGCUGUGUAUUUAUGUGUAACUACAGGGCCGCAGAGAGAGGGGGGCAGGGGGGGGGGGAAUUGCCCCGGGCCCCGAGUUGCUGGGGGCCCCUGAAAAAUUUUUGUUGGGCCCCAGCCUUUUUUGUGUGUUAAAUAUUUCCGCGCAAAGGACAAGAGAUCUGUUUUCUUGGGCUAAGUACCGAAUUUUGGCAUAAAAAAUGAGAUAAAGUCCCUCGAAAGCAAUUGCAACGUACUCGUCCGGAAAAAUUUUGUACUCCGGAAAACAAUUUUUAUCCCUAAAAUGUUACACUGACCGAAAAUUUUUUGGCGACGGGGGGGGCGAGGUUGUUCUCCGGGAAAAAAUUUUUCCGGGAAAAUUUUUUUAGGGGGCCCUAAAAAAAAAUUUUGCCCCGGGCCCCCGCCAACCUCUCGGCGGCCCUGUGUAACUAUAAAGUUAUAUUAUUACUGACAAUAAUAUCCAUUGUACAUGUACACAGUCAUAACAUAUUGUACAACUUGUUUACUAGAAAAUAAGAGUUAAAUAAUCUGGAGUCGACUUAAAUAAUCUGGAAUUAGACAAGGCAAAAUAACCUACAUUAGUAUAUUUCAGUAUUGAAAAAUGGCCUUUGAGCAUUCUGAUUGUCUCCCUCAGCAGUAACUCUGAGGCAAUAGUUACUGCUCAAACUGCUCUGAGCAGCAACUAUUGCUUUUCCCAAAACAAUGGCUGAAAAUCAGACGGAAGUGAAUUAUUUAUGCAAUAUAUAUUCAUAAAAUAAACACGCGCAUUAGUUGUAUUUAUAAAUAAAACUUUUUCAAUACAUCAGAUUCGGUGAUUACAAGCCUAUAUUCACUUCGCCUUCGGCUCAGCCUUGUAAUCUCUUAGCCUUGUAAUCACCUCACCUUCGGCGACUAAUUGUUAAGUAGUUUGGCGCUUUAGGGCAUGCUGUGGCAUAAUGGGUUAACGUUUACAGUAAUUUACCAGUUUACAUAGGCGGCCAGGGAUUGCGCAUUUAAUGUAAUUCUAGUAAUGACGGAUAAAUAUAGCCAGGUACAUCAUCACUUGAAUUUGUAAUAUAGAUUAAUUAACAAUUAUUCGCCGAAGGCGAGGUGAUUAUAAUAUUCCCUGAUAAUCACCAAGCUUGAGGCGAAUAAUUGUUUUAGUAUUUUUACAACAGUCUUUUGUGUUUUUUGGGACUGAAUUUAUUUUAAUUUCGCUUAUUGCUUUAUCAGUAACUUCCACAAAACGGCUAUUGCCGCCAUUUUUCAAAUUUCAGUUUUGUUAUAUUCACGUGUAGGUGAAUAUAACAGUUUAUUAUUAGCAUGACAAAAUUACUGGAUGCUGAUUGGUUGAGAGGAGUACAAUUAUUUCAUUAAUUGUACUGCAGUACAAUUAAUGAUUUUCCCAAAACAAACAAAAUGGCGGAAAGGUAUUUUAAACACAAACGUGAACUGAAAUUGCCCUUGAGGAACUAGAUGAAAAUACGAACAAAAGCAGCAAAUUUUGCUUUAGCAAAGAACUAAAUGAAAAUACGAACAAACGCACCAAAUUUUGGUUGAAAGUCUGGCAGGACUGGGCUUUGGCGAAAGAAUAUGAUGUUGACAUUGAUAAGUAUCCAAUUUUGUCAUGCUAAUAAUAAACAAGUAAUCAUGCGAUGUUGCUCGUACAAUUAGGGAUUAGUAGUACUCGUGAUGAUUGGAAAUUUGCCAAAUUGGACUCGCCCCGGCGGCUCGUUCAAUUUUGGCAAAAUUUCCAAACAUCACUUGUACUAUUAAUCCCUAAUUGUACUCGCCAUCGCAUGAUUACAUAUACUAAAAAGGCAAAUUUGACCAAUCAACUUGUAGGAUUUGUUAUAUUCACUUGUGCAAAAAUACUAAUAAUCAAUAUUUAAUUCAUCGUUAAUUCAAAUGUUUUCUUGCCUUAGGAUCCGUUCGGCGAUAAAAGAGGAAAAUUCGAUUACGAAAGUAUCCUGGCCAAACUGGAGAAAAUAAAAUCUAGCUUAGACACCAAACAAGCUCGUUGUUCUUCUGAUCUCUCUGGUGAAAGUUCUGGUGACAACUGAUCACAUGUUGUUAUCCUAUCCUCUGACCGAAAUGGGAUGUGCCAAUUUCAUCAUCAACACACCCGUUUUCAAACCGCCAACCUGCAGUACUGCUACUAUUCAAAAUACCCAGAUCACUGCCUUCUUUUUCAUAGGUUCGCACUAAAUUAGACAUUCUACUGUCCGCGACUGUACGUAUCUUGUGCAAGGAAUUUUCACUUGAUUUCAAAGAGAACGUGAAAUGAAGGUUACUGUGAGAAUCGGCAUUCCAGGUGCAACAAGGCUGAACAAAUAUACACAAAGAGUAUGCGAAGCAAGUAUGUGUGCUUCUACUUCCAUUUAGUCAGACUGUCAUGACCAACAAUUGAGUUACUUGCAUCGCUUAUCUUGACAUACAGUAGUGAAGCCUUAAGCCUGGUUUUCACGUGGUCAUAAU
Paramuricea clavata is the source of this 4760-nucleotide messenger RNA. The record is from the annotation of a GenBank genome assembly. Lineage: Eukaryota; Metazoa; Cnidaria; Anthozoa; Malacalcyonacea; Plexauridae.